GUUAAAUGGUUUUAUAAAGAACAUAUUAUGGCAGUCAAGUUCUGUGUGACUUUUUUCAGUUUAAAAUUAAUUGAAGGAAAGCAAUAGAUGUAAAUUCAAAUUUUAUAACAUCUUAGCGAUAAUAAACUUUGCACUUACAUAAGGUCUCAGUGUGUCUUACAAAAGUGGGCAUUGACAUUUGUAAAAAUGGAGAAUCUGUGAUACAGAUUAAAUGAGGGUUACAGAGGAAGCUGGUGGUAUUCAAUUUCUACUUGACAAACUAAUUUAAUAAAUGCACUGUCAUAGACUGAAAACUGGCUGAAUGGCCAUAAGUACAAGGUCCUUACAAACUUUUUGUAUUUUGUUGUCAAAGGUGUUCCAGGCGUCCAUGUUAGGCCUAUUUUUAUGAAACAUCUUUAAUCUGUUUUAUCUGGAUUGAUCUUGAGUCAACUAGAUUUAAUUCAAGCAUCUUUCUGUGCCACACUAAAAAAACUGACCAACUCUCCGUCUGGGUCUGGAGAAACGGAGAUGUAGAGCAAAGUGUCGUCAUCAAAAAUACAGAUGGUUUUGCAACCCACCCACUCGUAUGUAUUAAUAAUAUUUGACAUGUAUAUUAUCAUGGUGCCAAGUGGCUUCAACCAGGUUAGUGGCCCAUUAUGCUAUGUACUAUACAAACAUAUAAUACAUGACAGUUCCUUCCCCAAAGAGCUUAGAGUCUAAAGACAGUGCAGGUGGAGGAAACAAAGACAUGGUGAUGAGGAAGGGGGUGGACAGAGAGAAUAGGGUACAAAAAUAAUAGAAUGUUUGAGCAAAAACUAGCUUUGACCAUGAAUUGUGUAAAAUUGGUAGCACUAAUCACUACUCACUGCUUUGCUAGCCGUCGUCAGAUGGCACUUUUGAAAUGAGUUUUAAGGGGAUACUUGAAGAUGGAUGUGGGAUUGGCUUUCCCUGUUUAAUGGGAGAAUGCAUGGAGACACUUAUGGGUGAAACAGACAAGCUGGCGAUUGAGGCUGGCACUGAUGUUGGAGUGGAGGCUGGGUAGCUGUUGAAAAGUUAAAAUGAAAUAUUUAGAAGUAAGAUAAGAGAAUGGAUAAAUGUGGAUCAGACUUUUUGUUGACUGAUUGUUGAGAGGAGGGUGAUGCACCUGAACCCUUCAGUACCACUCUUGAGAGAAACUUUGGGGCAAAUGGACAGACUCUCAAUGCUGCCUUCUGCGGCUUCCCAGAGAGGAAAGAAAUGAGCCAAUCCAAUGCCACUCUGUCAUUUCCUGCCAGGAUACCAUGGCAUAUCGACAAGACUUCCAUGUUCAGUUGAGUCUCAGGUUUCUGGAAGACAUGAGGGUCUGCAUGGAUAUUUGAUCUGUAUAUGUCACCAGGAGAUUGUCUUGCAACAAGACCAGAGCAAAUUGAAAGGUCAACUUUGUAGUGUGCCAACUCUUUGCCUUGCUUGCGGCUAUUUGGUUUCGAACGUACCUUCAUUCAAGCAAAACUAGCUCAUUUAUAAGACAUGUUGUUGCCACACUUUUAGGCCUUUAUCUUGCACUUUUUUGUUUUGGAUGGUAUGCCUUACAUUUUGUUGUACAAAGUGGAAUUUCCUACUAUAUCAUGAUCAUAAUAGGAGUGGAAAGUAUGCACAAAUAUUGCUUUGUUUUUGCUUUGGGAUACCUCACUAUGUGCCAAAUUACUAGAGUCUAUAUCUUUGAUUAUGGACAAUAUUCUGCUGAUUUUUCUGGCCCAAUGAUGAUAAUUACACAGAAGAUCACUAGUCUGGCUUAUGAGAUUCAUGAUGGAAUGUUUCGAAAGGAAGAAGAAUUGACUCCAUCACAGAGAUGCUUGGCUGUAAGACGCAUGCCAAGUCUACUGGAGUAUUUAAGUUACAACUGUAAUUUCAUGGGUAUCCUGGCAGGCCCAUUAUGCUCUUAUAAAGACUAUAUUACUUUCAUUGAAGGCAGAUCAUACCAACUGACACAGUCUGAAGCAAAUGGGAAAGAAGAUGUAAAAUAUGAACAAACAGAUCCCUCACCAAAUAUAGCUGUGACACAGAAACUCUUAAUCUGUGGGCUCUCCUUAUUAUUUCAUAUGACUGUCACAAAAACUUUACCUGUGGAAUACAACAUUGAUGAUAACUUCAGAGCUACAGUAUCUUUGCCCAUGAGGAUUAUCUACCUGUACGUGUCUCUAAUGGCUGCCAGACCCAAAUACUAUUUUGCAUGGACUUUAGCAGAUGCAAUUAAUAAUGCAGCAGGGUUUGGUUUUAGAGGAUAUGACAAAAAUGGAGCAUCACGCUGGGAUUUAAUAUCAAAUCUAAGAAUCGAGCAUAUAGAGUUUUCAACAAGUUUCAAGAUGUUUCUUGAUAACUGGAAUAUUCAAACAGCUCUUUGGCUUAAAAGAGUAUGCUAUGAGCGAGCUUCCUUCAGUCCUACGAUCCAGACCUUCAUCCUUUCAGCUAUUUGGCAUGGUGUGUACCCAGGAUAUUAUUUAACAUUUUUAACAGGAGUACUAAUGACAUUAGCAGCACGAGCCAUGAGAAACAACAUUAGACACUACUUUGUUGAAUCUCCUCCUGUUAAAUUAUGUUACGAUGUCAUCACAUGGAUAGCAACUCAAGUAGCAAUAAGUUACACAGUUGUGCCAUUUGUGCUGCUCUCUGUAAAACCCUCUUUCAUGUUUUACAGCUCCUGGUAUUUCUGUCUUCACAUUGCCUGCAUCUUAGUGUUGCUGAUAUUGCCAUUGAAAAGAACUCAAAAAGGAAGUAUAGAGCAGGAAAGCAUCAAGUCCUCAUGGCCCAAAAAACUAGAAGAAGAAAAUGUUUUGGGACAGAACAGUUAUUCCACAACAAAUAAUAGUUUCAAUCAGAAACGAGAAAUAACCUGCAGAUAUCCAGCACUAAAGCAAUGAUUGGGAAAUACUAUGAUGAAUAUAUUUUGUAUGUUUUCAAAACCCAUUUUUAGCACCUUUUAAAGGGGUUUGUAUUUGUUUGCAAAGGUGUUUAGUAAGAAAAGAAUGCUGUUGCCUAGGGAAUAUCAUAUACAAUAGUAAGACUGGAAACAAAGCAAAUUAACCCCUCCUAUGCCGUGUCCCUGUGGGUCAUGCCUUAUAUAAAAAUAUUACCAUUAUUUCAAUGGGCACUCAGGACUUACAACGUAUGUCCAUAGGGUCAGAUGUGUGCCCCUUUGCUGAAUGUACGUUGUGUAUCCCAAGGCACUGAUGGGGUGGAAAACAGCUGUGUCAGUCUAAAUUAACACAUGGAAAUUAACUUUUCCAAAUGAAUGACUUGCCUUAAACCCUCUAUCUACUGAAAUAUUGUUUCUAAAUGGUAAUUUCAUGUUUAAUAUUAUGUGGAAACUGUAUAACGUUGGGUGCUGUUUUAAAAAAAGACAGGACUAUGAAAUGGGAAACUGUUGAAAGGCUGUGAAUAUUUAAAAAGGUAUUGCAAUAAACAUCUCAGUAUUUGGAGGGUUUUCUUAGAUCUCAAACUAUUACAGUAUGUUGCGGAACUGUAAACGUUACCAAUGCCAAAUUAUAGCUUAGCUUGAUAAAGAGAGUCUAAUUACAAAGAGCCCUUCUGAAAGGAUUUUUUUAAAAUUAAAGAUUCACCUUUUUUGCCAGGGCUAAUAGCUCUGUUCUAGGUUUAUUUUAUUUUGUUGUUUUUAAAACACUAAGUGGACUUUGAAGCUAGAGACAAAAUGGCAGCCAUAGUAGAAUACAGAUGAAGACACUGCGCAAGCCACCAGGCUUUCCAUCAGUGAAAGUGCUUCUUACCCUCAGCUACUGGAGUUCCUUAUUCUAGCACUUAAACAUUUUACAAAUAGUGAUUUUAUAAUCUUUAAGAAGCCCCUCUGAAGUUUCUCAGACAUAAAAUGGUUAGUUGAAGGUGCUUACCAUAUCACAUAAAUAUAACCAGAUUACCUUGAGGUUGUAACUCAAGUUAAUAGAAAACAAAAGAUGAAAUCAUAUGUCAGUAAGGCACUGUAUGCUUCAUCUUGGUCAUCCAUGGCCCUUCACCCCAAAAUGCCUGUGGGCUUUAAGAAAAGCUUUUUUUUUUUAAAUUAAGAUUUCAGAUGCAGAAUUCAUACUACACUUUUAGGUAAGAUCAUGGGAGAAAGCAGUGUUCGGGAAUGUGGGACUGAUAUUUCAUUUUGAAAUUAUAUCAAGGAAGUAAUGUUGUGAUAAUAUCUGUAACAGACAUGUAUUGUGGUAAUGGCGUCUGCUAGAGAAAAAAAUGUGUUUAAAGGGCUAUGUUUUUAUUUGCUUAUAUUCUGUAUUAUUUUCAUAUGAUUUUUAGUAAAUGCAAACUGUGUUUAUCCACAUGGUGUUUUAACUUUGAAACUUGUACAAAAAAUGCCAGAGCAACAGUAAUGAAACUUAUUAUCAAACAACCGGCAAAUGAGGUGAGUAAUAAAUUUCUUGAUUAAUAUUUUGGAUCCUAAAAACUUCUUGGUUAUGCAUCUUCCAACAUUAGUUGACUGAAUAUUGUGAAUGAGUACAAAAAAGGCAAUUUUUAGCUUUUAGGGACACUAACAAGAAAAAAUAUAGUCUUCUCGUCAUCUAAAUGUCAGAAGGCUUCUUCAGCUCAGUUUCCACAGAACCUACUCUUGAGCUGGGUCAGAAUUACGUUCCCAAAAUUCCAAGGAAGAUGAAGACAAGCUUCUCUUACAUGUGGAUAUUAGCACAAAUCUAUCAAUCCACACAGCUAGGCAGAACUGAGUAUACCCUGGAUAUGUCUACACUACAUUAAAAACCCCAUGGCACUGAGUCUGAGCCCAGAUCAGCUGACUCAGACUCCCAAGGCUCAGGCUACAGGGCUAAAAAUAGCAGUGUGGAUGUUUGAGCUUGGACUGGACUGCAGGCUCUGAGACCCUCCCCCCUUGCAGGGUCUCAGGAUAUAUCAACACUGCAAUAUAAGACCCGUGGCUGGCAUGGGUCAGGUGACUCCAACUCGGGGGGCUCAGUCUGUGGACUAUAAAAUUGCAGUGUAGACAUUCGGAGUCAGGCUGGAGCCUGGGCUCUGAGACCCCCUCCAUGGGUGAGGAUGCCAAAGCCUGAACAUGUGCACUGCAAUUUUGUAGUCCUGCAGCCUGAGACCUGCAAGCCCAAGUGAGCUGAUCUGAGCGAGCCAGAGCUAACCCAUGGGUCAUAUUGCAGUAUAGACAUACCCUGAGAGAGCAGUUAACUCUGCACUUCAAAAAUGGCUUGGAUACUGGCAGUCCGUGUAACUGAAAAUGAUCACCCUUAAAAGAAAAUGAACAGAUUUGUAAACUCCUACCAUGGUUAUGCAAACAGACCACUCCAUCCACUGGGCAAUGGUUAUCAUACCUUGUUUUUCCCAAACACAUCUAUCUUUUCACAUAGUAUAUGGCUAAGGGCAGGUUGAUCUAUCUUAUUCCACAAAAAACCAGGUGCGGAUCUUACCCAUAAAUCUGUAACAUCGCUUGCAUUUUCUCUUUCUGAAAGGAUAUCAGACUAAACAGGAGACUAGUCGACAUUGAACACACUUCUCAGCUUCGUUUGGUUUGUCCCUUUCUGUUGUUGUUGAGCUGGGUCCUCUCCUUCAGAACCCGGGCCCUCUCCCAAAUGGCAUAGAGUCUAAUCUGGCACGUCAUAUACAUAUCUACAUGUAUAAGCACUACAUAUGCAAACAGAUUUGCCAGGAUGCCAAUGCAAUACAAUCUUUAUUUGGUAGCCUCAAACCAAAAUGUCUCCUUCUCCCUUAGUAAUCUGGUAUUUUCUUUUGGUAUGCACGCCAGUAGACAUCAUCACUUUUAAAAAGACAUUUGCCAUUAGUUGUGCAUUUGCAGUAACAAGAGUGAAUAUCCUGUAGAAGAAAGCACUCACAGAAUUAAGCAGGCUUCUGAUGCAAAUACAAUUUGUGCUGGCCCUUAACUUCCUGGGGAAUUGGCAUAGAUACAGUAUCAUUUAAUACUUGGAUAUGAGGGAGUAUAGAUAGUUAAGCAACUAUGUACAUGCACCAAUUGAGCACUAUCUGCAAGAUUGCUAGCUUUAAAUUGGACAUAUCUGUCUGCUUCUGCAUUUAAUGUCAUAUUUAUCACUCUUGAUUCCAAUUUGGAAUUUUGAAAUUCCACAAAUGUUACCAUUGCUGCAUAAGAAACAAAAGAAAAUGAAUUUCAUUAGUCUUGGGUAGAAUUAGUACCCUUAGAAUUUUAUCUCUUUGUAAUAUGCUCAUCUGUGAACAUGAAAAUACAUAGAGCCAAAUUCUGCUCUUAGAUGAGAAUACCUCCUAUUGAUUGCAAUGGGAGUUGUGUAUGUUUAUCUCAGGGCAGCCUUCAGUCUUCAUGCUUUAUACUGUUGCUUUCUCUGCUUUUUGUUACUUACUUUGCUAUAACAAAUUAAAAAUACCAAAUUCUGUUUGUGAAUUAAGUUCAAGAGCAGCCUUCAGUAAAUUUAAUUAUUUAAAGGUUAUUCAGAUAAGAAAUAUUUAAGAACAGUAUUUCACUUUAAAGGCUUAUGUAAUCUUUUUAGAUGGCUAUUUUAGUGAUAUUGUAAUCUUUAAGAAGAAAUUUGAAGUUUAUCACAUACAAAAGUCAUCUGCUUUUAAAUAUUCAGUCUCAUUUUAUUUACUGCCUCAUAUACACAUUAGAUGAGGGAUUAUAUUGAAUUCCAAUUAAACAUUUUUAUGAGGGCUAAAUAUAACUCAUCCUUGUUUGUAAUGUUAUGGUGCUUUUUAGACAGUUGCAUAUUGAGGACAGUUCUUCUGGGCACUUAAUGAAGAGUUAAUGCUCAUUUUUAAAUGUAGUAUCCCUCAUAGUAACUGUUCACUAAUUAUUUUUAAUAUUUUACGCUUAUGCAUUCGUUGAAGAAAAGAAAUUUAAAGAAGAAUACUUUGAGUGGUGCCUACUACUGUCACUAGAGUGAAAGAUCUGUUAGUUUUAAAAAUGUAUAUAAAUCCUGUUUUAUUCAGCCAUAGACAUUUCAACAGACACUUAUCAUACAAGAUUUCUGCACAGGUAAAGGUUUUUUUAAAGGGACAUGUGAAAAGAUAUUUUCUUUAAAAAUAGUCUUGUCUAUUUCAAAUAACACCUUAAGAGAGAAGAUGUUCAAAGAGAGGUGCAUAUAAAUAAUUGCAUGUGCCCUGGUCUACACACAGAUUUUGUAUAAGCAUUUUGGUUAACAAUGUGGCUAUUUUAUCAAAAUACAUAUAUGGUAACACCUAGAGUGGACUCCAUUAUACUGCUAGUUUAUAUAAAAGUGCUUAUAACACAGUAGUUUAUUCCUCUGCCCUUAGGCGAAUAAGCCAUACCAGUAUAAAAUCCUUUAUAUCAAUUGAAGUGCAUCCACACUGGGGAGAGAAUUAUACCAUAUUAAUAAUACUGAUAUAGUUAUAGUACAGUACAACUGUUAAGUAAAGACAAACCUAAGUACUAAGAUAUCAUGGAUGAAAUCCUGGCCUCUUUGAAGUCAAUGGCAAAACUCCCAUUGACUUUAUUGGGGCCAAAAUUUUACCCCAUGAGUGCAAACUGUAUAUCAGCAUACACAUAUGGCUACCUCUUCUCCAUGUGUGCAUGCAAGUAUCUGAAUAUGGGCUUACAUAAACUUUAAAAACCUGGCCUUAGAUAAAACAUAAAGAAGUUUAAAAGUAUAAUGUAAUUUCCUCCUCAACAAUCGCAAUGUUUGUUAAACUUUGCUUUGUAACUACCUUGGUGUGUUUAAUGUUUCUAAUUCUCAUUGGGGUUAUGUGAAAUCAGCCUUGAAAAUUUCAAGGUUUUUCCUAAAAAUAGAUGUGUUUUCAAAUGAAAAAUUGAAAUGUUGCCUUUUUUCCUGAAAAUUAACCAAUUUUACAAAAUCACAAUUAAAUGUGAAGUUUUCAGAUUUAAUGGAAAAUAUUUUACAUCCAUAGUUCUCGUGCAUUAAUAUUCCAGUUGUAUACAGCAUUUAAGUACAUGUUUAGCCUCAGAUAUGUUCUUAACCCCAUCCUUAUUCAGCACAGCACUUAGGUAUGUGAUUAAAUCCAACUGAAGUCAAUGGGACUUAAUAACUGUUUGUUUGAGAUGAAGAAUGUGCCUAAGUUCUGUGCUGAAUAAGGAUGAACUUAAGCAGGUACUUAAGUACACUGCUAAAUUGGGGCCUUCCUCAAUGAUGCGGUGUUUCAAACAGAAAAACUGCAGGGGGUGAUUAAUAAAAUAAACUAAAAUUACUUUUUAAUAUUUUAAUUUCAUAGAUUUCUGAUUAGAUUUUUGUAUUUCUUUGGUUACCAAAACCUGCAUUUCAAGCCUAUUUGUAUUCCCUUUAACAAUAUUUUAAAUUCUUUUGGAAGCAUUUUGGUUACAGAAGAGUGCAAAAGUAAGCAAAUAACUGUACCAGUAAGUUGGCCAGUUCAUCCUCUUGUAUCUUUCUCCAGGCUAUUAGUCUUCAAUGGAUUAGUCCUGGUUUAGUAUUUUAAAAAUAAAAAAUGACAUGUUUUCAUAAUUUAUUAUGUAUAUCCUUAUAAAAUUGUGAAAAUGCAACUCUCUGGACCGAGAAACUGUUAUGGUCUGUGGUGUGCAUAACCAUAUGUAAGUGUCUUUAUAACUAUUUACACAAAACUAGUUUGUUCCCCUCGGAUCAUAUAUCAUACACCACUGAAUUAAGUUCUGUUUUUAUGCUGCUACUUCAAAGAAAAGAUAAACCUCAGAAUGUCAGUCACAUUAAGGUCUGAAUAAAAUGUAUGAAAGGACUCGACUGGGCUGUGGCAAAAAUGAUCUCCUGAUCAGUAUCCUAAAGUGAAAAUAUAACUGUUAAGCCAGAAUCCAAAUGCAAAGUAAAGGUCUCAGCUGAAGUUUCAAAACAAUCUCCACUUAAAGAUUGCCCGCAGCCCAGUCUUUGAACACAAAAUUUGACUUCCCAUUGCCAAAUUAUUUGAAUGGAAAACAAUGUAGGGCUGCUUUCAGGUGGACCUUUUCCAAUUGCUCCAUCAGAGAAGGGAAGUGAAUAAGGAAAGGAGAUUUUGGAGAAAGAGGUUUAAUUCACUGAGAUAUUGACCUGGCAUGGGAACUAGACUGAGUCAGGAAGAACACCCAACUUGGAUUCAUGGUAGAGUUCUUACCAAAAUUUACAAUGUGAGCAGACGCCAUUGGUUCAUCCAGGGUUAUGAUUUUAAUUCUCUUUCCUCCAAACCCUGAAAAGGGUUUGUAUGUCCAACUAAUUACAAUCACAGCUUAAUGAAACAGAGUGCCAAGUACUGGAAAUCUCUAAACAGUAUGGCAUAGCAUAUCAAUGGUGCAGCAACAUUUUGUCACAAUGGGUUAAAGAAAAGGAUAUUUGCCUACAGGUUUCUUUUUUGCCUUUUUGUGUGUUUCAGUUCUCUUAACUUUUUUUUUAUUAACAAGUUUCUCAUUUCAUACAAGUUUUCUUGACCAGUGAUAUUGACUAUUUCUAUGAAGAGUCUUCUGACACGUCUUAGAGUGACAAAUGGUGUAAUAUGAUUUAGUAGUUACUAGGUAGUUAUUUUUAAAUUCCAGACCUCAAGAGUAUUCUAGAUCAGUUAGAAAAGAAAAUUCCAAAUGUAUUGAAUGGAAACUAGUUUAAGUCAAGAUGGGUGAACAUAGCAUUAUUCAAACAAUAUAAGAUGAUGUAAUAAAUUAUUCAAUUUAAGAAUCUAAAAUAUGAAAUUUAGUUCUUUCCUGUCUUGGUUACAUAUUUAAAGGUAUAUUAUUUACCUCAGUGCAGACAUAGUUAUGCACCCAAAUACCCACACAGAGAGUUGAGAAAAUAGGCCUAAAAGUGGAUAGUUAUAUGAGUAUUCCUCAACUUGCCUUUUCUGGUUCAGAAUAUAAUGCAUUGUCCGUGAAUUUCAUUUUUAUUAUUCCAAAAUAUAUAUUUUUUAAAAAGUGUUAUUUUUCAACAGAUCCAUAAACCUAGAUCUUGAUGUAUGGUAAAUUAAAAUACCACUGUGUUAGUUACACUGUUAUGUGAUAUUUUAAUAAUUACUCAUUUCUAAUUUGUCUCAGCAUUGCUGCACAGGUAGCAAGUUGUUAUGUUUUAAAGGUGUUUUUAACUUGCAUAUAAAUGUUUUCUAAUUUGUGUCUUUAAAAUCUGAUUAAACAGUAGUUUAAAGAAA
Molecule: messenger RNA, 10032 nt
Organism: Dermochelys coriacea (leatherback sea turtle)
Lineage: Eukaryota; Metazoa; Chordata; Testudines; Dermochelyidae
Gene: MBOAT2
Product: membrane bound O-acyltransferase domain containing 2
Exons: 14
Coding region: 1584-2876 (430 amino acids)
Biological process (GO): lipid modification
Cellular component (GO): membrane
Molecular function (GO): acyltransferase activity
Source: RefSeq, a predicted model, not a curated record